Peronospora matthiolae is the source of this 1185-nucleotide messenger RNA. The record is from the annotation of a GenBank genome assembly. Lineage: Eukaryota; Oomycota; Peronosporomycetes; Peronosporales; Peronosporaceae.
AUGGAGUGCCAUGUCGUGGCUUUCGGCUGCAAUGACGACGGACAGCUGGGCACGGGCGCCAAGCGCCGACAGACUCUGGCCAUCGACGACGUCUCGGCUUCCAACUUUCCCCAGCAACUCGACAGUUUACGCGCUGAGGACAUCGCUGCCGUCUCUUGCGGCUCUCGUCAUACGAUGGCGCUUACUGCCAAUGGGGCCGUGUACUCGUGGGGAUGGGGAUCGAUGGGCCAAUUGGGCCACGGAGACCUCAAGUGCAUGAACGUGCCCCGGAAAAUCGUCUUUUUCGAGGAAAACCGCCUCGUGGUUAAUUACAUCUCCUGUGGAGGUUGCCAUUCUGCUGCAGUGACCACUGAUGGUACGCUGUACAUGUGGGGCGAGACGCACUGGGGUCAGCUGGGUCUGCCAAAAGAGUCCGACGCGUUGCAUGAGUCACUGCCAGUCAAGUGCUCUCUGCCAGAGAGUGAAGAUGGUGAGCACGUUGUGCAAGUCAGUUGUGGAGGAACGCAUACGGCUGCACUGACCAACCUGGGACGUGUGUUCGUUUGGGGACGAGGGGACAGCGGUCAGCUGGGUAUUGGUUCAGCGUGGCUGAACGAUGCAGACGAUGACGGUCUCAUGGGGGUUAGCCGUCCGCAUUUGCUGGACGGAUUCAAUCGUGAGAAGGUCACACAGGUCACAUGUGGGGCGUUCUACUCGGCUGCUUUGACUGAACAGGGACACGUUUAUAUUUGGGGAAAAGAGGACUACGGCAUGCUUGGUAUUGGACAGACUUCUGACCAGCAGACACCGAAGCGCGUCGAGUUUUUCGACAACAUUCCAGCACUGCAAGUAUCUUGCGGCGGCUGGCACACAGUGGUGGUGGCGAAGUCAGGAGACUGCUACGCCUUCGGACGAGGUGAAUACGGUCGCCUGGGUCUCGGUGACGCAAAGAGUCGAUUGCAGCCCCAUUUGGUGAAGGCCCUUCAAGGCACAAAAGUGAUUCAGGCUGCGUGCGGUGGCUCACACACCUUAUUCGUUACGAGUGACGGCAACAUCUACGUUGCUGGACGAGCUGACCAUGGCCGACUCGGCUUGACAGACAUGAAAGCGAUGUCGGUUCCCACACAGCUAGAGCUUGGUCCGAUUCCUGUCGUCCAAGUAUCUGCCGGAGGUGCACACUCUGUCGCUGUGAUGCACAGCUCGUGA